AUGGCCGAGGCUAAUAAGAGAAAUAUUCCCAUCAAAUUGGGAGACUUCAGCGUUAUUGAUACGGAAUUCAGCAGCAUACGCGAACGUUUCGAUUCCGAGAUGCGUAAAAUGGAGGAGGAGAUGGCUAAGUUCCGCCACGAACUAAUGAACCGCGAGGCAAACUUCUUCGAGUCCACCAGCUCUACUAAAAAAACUACAACAACAACCAGCUCAACGACAAACUCGGCACUGCCCUCACGAGUAGCCAAGCCACAGAACUAUGUAUCGGACAUUAGCUCGCCAUUGAUACAGGAUGAGGGAGAUAACAAAGUGCUGAAGCUGCGCUUCGAUGUCAGCCAGUAUGCGCCCGAGGAAAUUGUUGUGAAAACUGUUGACCAAAAGUUGUUGGUGCACGCCAAGCACGAGGAAAAGUCAGACACAAAGAGCGUUUACAGGGAAUACAAUCGUGAAUUUCUGCUGCCCAAGGGUGUUAAUCCCGAGUCCAUACGCUCAUCCCUCAGCAAGGAUGGUGUGCUAACAGUGGAUGCGCCUUUGCCUGCACUAACCGCUGGCGAAACUCUGAUUCCCAUUGCGCACAAGUGAAUCGGUGGGCAUGGAUGCUAAUGCAAUCAACCUUGUACCCCCUUCACCAACUCCCCAUAUACCAAGCGCCGUCAGCAUAUUAUCUAGCAACUACUAAAAAACGCGGAUUACCAUACUGAAUUGGCCUAAUAUACCCAAGCAGCA
Messenger RNA from Drosophila busckii, 726 nucleotides. Its product is annotated as heat shock protein beta-1. Gene Ontology annotation, biological process: protein refolding; response to heat. The coding region runs from base 1 to 582 and encodes 193 amino acids. Gene Ontology annotation, molecular function: protein folding chaperone. The transcript has 4 exons. The record is from RefSeq and is a predicted model, not a curated record. Lineage: Eukaryota; Metazoa; Arthropoda; Insecta; Diptera; Drosophilidae.